Messenger RNA from Hepatospora eriocheir, 399 nucleotides. The record is from the annotation of a GenBank genome assembly. NCBI's taxonomy places the organism in Eukaryota, Fungi, Microsporidia, Hepatosporidae.
AUGUCUGCAACUCAAAUUAAAGGAAGUGAAGCCGUUAUCAAUUCGACAAACUUUGUAAGGUUAGAAACUCAUGAUUAUACCAUGAGUGGAAAACUAGGAGGAGAAGGCAAAGUUGUACAAAUCGACGAAUUUCUGUUUAGAGGUCGUCGAAAGUACAACCAUGGAAGAUUGCUUCUUGAUGACUUUAUGGAGAGUUUUGAUUAUGCUCGCCGUAAAAUAAUUAUGGUGAACGUGUCAAUGGACCAUGGGUUUUUGGCAUGGCUGAAGAAGGAUCUAGGAAGGUCAAAAUGUUUGUUGUGGAAAAGAGAGAUCGUGAUUCUCUGCUUCUUCUCUUAUUUGAACACGUGGAUAAGAAUAGUAUUAUCCACAGUGGUGGCUGGAAAGCUUAUUCCAGACUAG